This is a messenger RNA of Protopolystoma xenopodis, 165 nucleotides long. The record is from the annotation of a GenBank genome assembly. NCBI's taxonomy places the organism in Eukaryota, Metazoa, Platyhelminthes, Monogenea, Polystomatidea, Polystomatidae.
AUGUUACCUCGCUCUGAUGAUGUCCGUCCUAUGACGGACGAAAGCUCAGCACGUGUUCACCGGAAUCGAAGGAGAUUGCCUCGGAAACAGCGUCGUCAUGAAUCUUCCAGUAAAGCCAAUCGACAGCUGGUCAAGAGGAAUUCGCCAUCGUCUUCUGGUGGAACC